GGAACAGUUUUAAUUUCAAGGACCAACUUUGCCUGAUUUAUUCUUAGUUCCUCUCUGAAUUCAAUGUAAAGUGCUGGUAAAUUAAUUAGUUAUUCAUUGAAGUGAAAUUACAUCAAAGAAUAUCAUCGGUUUAAUAAUAAAACGGGUUUAAUUGUAUUUCUGGGCUGUUCGAAGCCAUUUCUAGCUAUCAAGUCCUCUUUAAGUAUCAACUGCUGCAGUGCCAACUAACAGAAUAAUUAAUACAGUUAUUGAGAAAAGAUAGAAGAUGCACCCUCGUGCAUUCUAUACGCUUGCACUCAUGCUUCUCGUGGCUGGUGACGUUGGAUGCAACGACAAAACGAAAUGGUACGUUGGCCUGCAGACUGUGUUCAAGAAUUGUCCGUUGGAGUCUUGGAGGAACGCGGGCCAGGACGAAUUUAUGGAGAAGCUGAAGAGGUGCAUACAGGAGCACGUGUUGGCUGUUCUGGAUUCCAUCCUCGUGGACGACGUUAUACCAGUUUUCGACGGCCUCUACCUAGUGCGAUUCCAACAGGGUAGAACGAAUUCCACGGAUAACUAUACCAAUAGUGAAUUAGAGGACGACACAAACUGGACAGCGAUGAUCUUGAAACGGCUAAUACGAGUUCUACGUACACACGUUUUCAAGGUCGACGUGGACCACCUAGUCGACAGCACCCUUUCACCUGUUAACAAUUCCGAGACAGAAUUAAAUGGAAACAUAUUUGAAGGUCGAAGGCGUCGAUUUCGUCGCAAAUACAACAACGUAUUGCCGUUCAUGAUGAUGGGCUUCCUGUUGAUGGGUUCCAUCCUCGUGCCCAUGGGUUUCCAGUUUCUCGCCGUACUGGGUGGCAAAGCGUUAUUGCUAGCGAAGAUGGCUCUAAUACUGUCCAGCAUACAGGGGCUGAAGAAAAUUGCGACGAACGGUGUGAAUUAUGGACUGUAUCACACCCAGGUGGAUGGCUGGCACGACAGAAGCCAUAUAGAGACACCCUCGCAUCUAGAUUUACCUUUCCAACCUCAUAUUCGUCCUUAAACCUCAGGAAUAUUCCUAUUAAACCAUUUUCUUUGCUGAGGGAGGUGGCUCAAACUUGAUACUUACCGUUAAUGCGCUGAUAUAUGAAUAAAAUGUUUGCAAAUUGUGCUUGUUGUUAGAGUAUGAAGACUGCUAAAGGUUACUUUCAAAGCGUUCACACUGUAAAUAAAUGAGAAAAUCCGUGUUGGGAUGCGAGAUAACUGUAAAGGGCUCUCUGUGGUGCGUUAAAUGGUACCCGUUAUCGUUAACACUAUGUAGGAUUCUAAAACAGGCUUGGAGACUUUUUCUUCAACUAGCCCCUAGUAGUAUGCUUCCCUACAGACACCAAGAGUCCUUCCGGAGCGUCGGCGACGCACGGUAUAUGUAUUUAGAAAAUUUCUAAAUUUUUAAUAAUGUUACUUUAAAGAAUCUGAAGAACAUUAACGCCAAUGUAAACGAGGGAAAUUAAGAAACGUUUUAACAUUAUGUGGAAUUGUAAGACAGACUUGGAGACAUUUUCUUCAACUAGCCCCUUGUAGUAUGUUUCCCUACAGACACCAAGAAUCCUUUCGGAGAGUCGGCGACGCACGGUACAUGUACUUAGAAAAUUUCUAAAUUUCUAAUAAUGUUACUUUAAAGAAUCUGAAGAACAUUAACGCCAAUGUAAACGAGGGAAAUUAAGAACCGUUUUAACAUUAUGUAGAAUUGUAAGACAGACUUGGAGACAUUUUCUUCGACUGGCCCCUUGUAGUAUGCUUCCCUACAGACACUAAGAAUGCUUCCGAAGUAUUUAGAAAAUUUUUAAAUUUCUAGUAAUAAAGUCACGUUGAUAUCCCUAUAACAAUUGUUUCCUGGUGAAAAGACACAGGUAACCGUGGUGUCGUUUAAAGAACUUGAAGAACAUUAACGCCAAUGUAAACAAGGGAAAUUAAGAAACGUUUUACUUGAACAAACAAUCGACGACAAAGCGAGGGUAAGAGAGCAACUGUGAGUGAAAUACCACGGCAAAUCUCACGGACGUGAUUUAAUAAAAUUCAGAGGCAUCACAGUGAAUAAUUCAG
This is a messenger RNA of Osmia bicornis bicornis, 2073 nucleotides long. RefSeq lists its product as uncharacterized. The transcript has 4 exons. The coding region runs from base 266 to 1033 and encodes 255 amino acids. The record is from RefSeq and is a predicted model, not a curated record. NCBI's taxonomy places the organism in Eukaryota, Metazoa, Arthropoda, Insecta, Hymenoptera, Megachilidae.